AAUACGAGUACCGUCGCAGUCUGCGAUGUUAUGUCAUCUUUCGGCUCGUGAGGUUGGCAGAGCGAAUGAAAUUGCAAGUAUAACAAAUUUAACAUAGAUAAAUUCCUGAAAAUUCAAGCAUUUUAUUCGUUACUUAUACUUUAGAGCUUGUUAUAUAUCAAAAAGUUUAAUUGGAACCCAGAAGGUACACAAAACUGUGGUGUCUAACUUUGUGUACUUGAGCAGUCGGCGAAUGAUAUUUGAGGAAUUUGUGGUGGACAUUCACAGUCUUCUAGCAGAACGUUCAACUGUCUUCUCAACAUCAUGUCAGCAACUCAAGUAAUUACUAAGAAACCAAGAACAGAGCAGAACAUAAAGCUGAACAAGGUUCAAGAUGAUAGGUUACCAGUUACAUUAUUGUCUGGUUUCUUAGGUAGUGGAAAGACUACACUCCUCGAACGUAUUCUCAAAUCUAAAGACCAUGGAUUGCGUUGUGCAAUUAUAGUCAAUGAUAUGUCUAGCUUGAACAUUGAUGCCGCUACGGUUGAGAACCACAAGCUUACAAAGGCUGGUGAGAAAAUGGUUCAAAUGCAGAACGGAUGUAUAUGCUGCACAUUACGUGAAGACCUUUUGGAACAAAUUGCUUUGCUUACUGAAGAGAAAGUAUUCGACUACCUAUUGAUUGAGUCAACAGGUAUAUCUGAACCAAUGCAAGUUGCAGAAACAUUCAGUUUCGAAUUCUUAGAGGAAGCAGUAAAAAUUGAAGAAUCAUUAGCUGAAAAUUCAACCAAAGACAAAGCAACACAAUCAAAAAUGGCCAAUAUCCUUGCAAAAGGUGGAUUGCCAAAAGUUGCACGUUUAGACACAACUGUAACUGUAGUUGAUGCACUAAACGUACUGAAUGACUUCAACACCACGGACUUUAUAACGGAUAGACCACAAGAAGUUGGCCAAGGAGAGUUAGACGAAAGUGAUGAGCGCAAUGUCACUGAUUUAUUAGUUGACCAAAUUGAGUUUGCGGACGUCAUUCUCGUUAACAAAUGCGAUUUAGCAACAAAAGAAGUAGUCACAAAGGUCACAACUCUCAUCAAAACUUUAAAUCCAAGAGCUGAUGUUAUACCGACUACCAAGUGUGACACUGAUUUAAGUAAAAUUUUGAACACUCACAAAUUUGAUUUCGAAGCUGCCGUUACUGGAGCAGGAUGGCUUCAAUCACUAAGAGAAAUGCUUCCUAUUGAAGUUAAAAGUGCCGAUGGUACUGUUCAAAGACAUGCUCCUAAACCGGAAACAGAAGAAUACGGAAUUAGCAACUUUGUUUAUAAAAGACGUAGACCAUUCCAUCCGCUCAGAUUAUGGUUGCUCAUAAGCAAGUAUUGGGUUAUAAUUCAAGAUUCACUUGAAGAAGGAGAAGAAGGAGAAGACGAUGAUGAAGAAGAGGGCAUGGAAGAUGACAAAAACGAGGACGCCAAUGAAGAAGAAGAAGUUAAUACAACAGAACAACCACAGUUAGACCCAGCUGCCAGAUUGAGAGAUAAAAAGGCAAGUAUCUUUGCACCUUUAUUCCGUGCAAAGGGUUUCAUUUGGCUCCCUGGAAGAGAACAAAUGGGUGAAAUAAGUCAAGCUGGUGUAAUGAUGACAGUUGGUGGUGGUAAUCCUUGGUUUGUUAGUACUCCUGAAUCAGAAUGGGAUGUAGACGGUUUAGCCGUGAAAGCGAUCAAAGCAGACUUUGUUGGUAAAUAUGGUGAUAGAAGGCAAGAAAUUGUUUUCAUUGGUGGUGGUGAAAAACGAAUGAAUCAAGAAGCUAUUGAAGCUGAAUUUGACAAGUGCUUGUUGACAGACGAAGAAAUGAAAGACUACGAUGAAGCUAUGCAAAUACCAUACGAAGAUGAUAAAUACGAAAGAUUGCAAGAGCUCUUUGAAGAUGGUUUCGAAGAAUGGGGCUUCCCAGGUGAGGAGGAAGAAGACGAAGAAGAGGGCCAUUCACAUGGUCAUACGCAUAAUCAUAAACACUAAAAAGUAAAUUCCAAUUUUUUUUUAAUUUAUGUCUAUUUUUUAUUUUCGC
Molecule: messenger RNA, 2041 nt
Organism: Wallemia mellicola CBS 633.66
Lineage: Eukaryota; Fungi; Basidiomycota; Wallemiomycetes; Wallemiales; Wallemiaceae
Product: cobW-domain-containing protein
Exons: 6
Coding region: 304-1992 (562 amino acids)
Source: RefSeq, a predicted model, not a curated record